Molecule: messenger RNA, 1110 nt
Organism: Xiphias gladius (swordfish)
Lineage: Eukaryota; Metazoa; Chordata; Actinopteri; Istiophoriformes; Xiphiidae
Gene: oard1
Product: O-acyl-ADP-ribose deacylase 1
Exons: 5
Coding region: 359-961 (200 amino acids)
Biological process (GO): peptidyl-glutamate ADP-deribosylation
Source: RefSeq, a predicted model, not a curated record
CCUUACUGCUCACACUCAGCAAAGAACAUUUUUACUCUUAAGCUGUGGCUUCAGAGCAUUUUUAGGAGUAACUCUCGGGAGUUUUCCCGAUUCGGGUCAUUGUCGGCGGUUCGGCUGGUGCCGCUUCUCCAGUCUCGCGAGAGGACGGAUAAACACCGUGGCCUCCCCGGUUCCUGCCGCUGACCAGCCUGCCGAGCGGCCGGAGGGGCGUCCCGAGAGUCCCCUUGUCUGGCUUUUUCAAAAAAACCGCCACCCGCAGUCAGCUGUCCGUAAAACACGCGGGCCACUUUACGGCGGCGCCAUAAAAAGCUGGUGGACGGGUCCCCUGGCCGAAAGCCGGUAACCCCGCGCUGCGUGAAUGCGCGUCGACGACCGGACACACCGAGUCACACCGCCGCACACCGCGCUCCGCCCGGCGUCGCCGUCGCCGAUGUCGUCCGAACUUCAGACGCCAGUCGCCGCCGACAAAAUCGAGCCCGCGGAGGACAGCUGGGGACUCAGCUAUGUCAGCGGGAACCUGUUCUCCUGCCCCACGGAGGAGGCUCUGGCCCACUGCAUCAGCGAGGACUGCCGCAUGGGGGCAGGCAUAGCGGUGACGUUCAAGCAGAGGUUCAGAGGGGUGGCGGAGUUAAAGGAACAGAAAAAGCUGACAGGACAGUGCGCUGUACUGAAAAGAGACGGCCGUUUCAUCUACUAUCUGAUCACAAAGAAAAAGGCCAGCCAAAAACCCACCUAUGACAGCCUGAGACUGAGCCUUGAGGACAUGAAGUUGCACUGUGUAAAACAUGGAGUAACAAAAAUAUCAAUGCCUCGUAUUGGCUGUGGCCUUGAUCGACUGGAGUGGGCGAGAGUGUCGGAGAUACUGGAACAGGUCUUCAAACGCACAAACAUCUCCAUCACAGUCUACAGCCUUCCAGUGAAAGCAGAGGCCGAAGUGAUGAAGGAAAACAUGCGCAGAUGACUGACGGAAACGUUUGUUUAUUGUAUUAUUUAGUUUAUGCACUUUUCUGUAUUAUUCCCAAAGUAUGUGCCCACGAUGAUGAUUUUUCAGUGAGAAAAUGUUAUGCUACAGAUUAUAUGGAAAUAAAUAUUCCUUUCUUGUACAUCAAA